Nanorana parkeri is the source of this 383-nucleotide messenger RNA. RefSeq names its product gastrin/cholecystokinin-like peptide. Gene Ontology annotation, cellular component: extracellular region; axon. Gene Ontology annotation, biological process: digestion. NCBI's taxonomy places the organism in Eukaryota, Metazoa, Chordata, Amphibia, Anura, Dicroglossidae. The coding region runs from base 4 to 312 and encodes 102 amino acids. Gene Ontology annotation, molecular function: neuropeptide hormone activity. The record is from RefSeq and is a predicted model, not a curated record. The transcript is spliced from 2 exons.
GAAAUGGACAAGAAGGUUUGUGUUAGUAUUCUGCUAGCCAUGCUUGCCACAGCAGCCCUGUGCAGACCAAUGACAGAGCUAGAAUCAGCAAGACACGGAGCUCAGAGGAAGAACUCCAUUCCUGCAGUCAGCAGACGGGACCUCCUCGCAUCCCUGUCCCAUGAACAGAAGCAGCUCAUCAUGUCACAGCUUCUCCCCCAGCUACUUGCAGAAAUGUCCAACGGGGAGGACCAUCUGAACCCCAUGCAUGACCGGGAUUACGCCGGAUGGAUGGAUUUUGGCCGCAGGAGUUCAGAAGUCGCUGAUUCUUAACUCUUUUCCUUCCCCCCUCUGUCCCUUUGACUGCUGUAAAUGCCCCAAUGGGGAACAAUGAUGCUAUUAAA